AUGGAUGAUGGAAGGAAGGCAGGUGUCCCAAAAGAUGACAUUUCGUCUGGGGAGAAUUGUGUCGAUAAUUCCGAUAGUGAGGCUGGUUUCGACUGCAGGAGGACUUCAACGCCGAACAAGGACCAGUCUCAGCAGGAAACCCCUAUACUCAGGUAUAGUGAAAAUUCAUUAAGGGGUUCCCGAAAGCGAAAGCAUUCCGAAUCUGAUGACAGCGAUGCUUCACCGAAUGAAGCAGAUGAAGCGAGAUUACUUAUCAACAAGAGAGAGAGACAGAGGAUGCACGACCUAAACUCCGCCUUGGACGGCCUUAGACAAGUCAUGCCUUACUCGACGGGACCCAACGUCAAGAAACUCUCCAAGAUGGCCACGCUUUUACUGGCAAAGAACUAUAUUCAGAGUCUUCAUAAGAGUAUCGACGACAUGAAGAAGAUGGUGCAAGAACUGACACUUCAGAGGCGAGCGGAGUCCCUGGUACUGCCACACCCUGGUCUCCCACCCCUGGGACGAUUACCUCUUCCGCUGAUUCCCGUGUGCAGUGUUGGGGCUAAGUCCUCCUUCGGUAGUGCCUUCAGUUUCCCGUGUUUCUGCACCCAGUGUCAGGGGCGAUCAAAGACUGUUUGA
Molecule: messenger RNA, 621 nt
Organism: Liolophura sinensis
Lineage: Eukaryota; Metazoa; Mollusca; Polyplacophora; Chitonida; Chitonidae
Product: oligodendrocyte transcription factor 2-like
Exons: 1
Coding region: 1-621 (206 amino acids)
Biological process (GO): positive regulation of transcription by RNA polymerase II; axon development; sensory organ development
Cellular component (GO): nucleus
Molecular function (GO): E-box binding; protein dimerization activity; DNA-binding transcription factor activity, RNA polymerase II-specific
Source: RefSeq, a predicted model, not a curated record